Molecule: messenger RNA, 1132 nt
Organism: Myotis myotis
Lineage: Eukaryota; Metazoa; Chordata; Mammalia; Chiroptera; Vespertilionidae
Product: insulin receptor substrate 4-like
Exons: 2
Coding region: 33-695 (220 amino acids)
Source: RefSeq, a predicted model, not a curated record
GCUAGAUUUCUCUCGCGCCGGAUGCCUCUGCCAUGGCGGCGGGCACGGAAGGAGGCCACCGGGCCGGCCAGGCCAGGCCGGCAGCGGGGAGGAGGAAGGCGGCCGGGGGCGGGGUGGGCAGGGGCGGCGAGGGAGGGGGUCGCCGCGGAGCCGCCGCUACCAGAGAGGAGCCGGGGGGCCGGCGGCCGGCGGGGGCAGCUGGGUCCGCCGGGCUCCUGCCGGCCUCCGCACGUCUGUCCGCGACCACCAGUGGGCAGGUCUCCGCGGCCUCCGCCUCGGAUCUGGCCGCCGCCGCCGCCCGCUCCCGCCGCCGCCACCGACGCCGCGCACAAAGCCCCCCCACCCGGACUCUCGGGGCGCCGCCGCCGCCGCCAAAUCUUGAGCCGCUUAUUGGCUGCCCCGGCGCCUACCGGGAAAUGCAGUCCCGGGUUCGGGGCGCGGGGCGCGCGAGGAGGAAGCGGCUGGUGCGGGGCGGGGAGGAGGGGCCAGAGCGCGAAGCAGAACUGGAAGCCGCCCGAGGGAGGCCCGGCCGGCAGCGAGGCCGCGGGCGGGGAAGGCGGAGGGACAGGAAGGAAAGAGAGACGCGGCCGAGAGCAAAACCAAAACAGAACCGGAGGAAAUGUCUACUGAACAAUGGAAGGUCUGGGAGGUGUGCCGCAGUGAACUGUUCUUGCCGGAGUGUGCAGAGUUGGUGAUAUUUCCGGAGGCUGUUUGAUAAUGACUAGAACAUUGCAGCUCGGAGAAUAAAGGAACCACAGGCAGCAAUCAGAUGAGGAAACCAAAACUCUGUUCCGAGAUUAAUAAAGCCGUAUCGCUGCCAGAUGCUAUCCUCUCUAUAGCCGUUACAGUGGUGGAUCUAUUGGAUACACUUACAAGAAGUUCCUGAUAUCUUUACCACUUACAUAAGGAAUUAAGACAUUCCCACAGAUCAACUAUUUUAAUGACUACUAAUUAUGUAUUAGUUUUUAAAAACAUAACCCUGUUAAUAAUACUAAGGGUGAUAUUCAAAUUAAGCAUUCCCAUUGCUAUUAAUCACUAUUUCUAAAACUAUGCUUGUGUAGUAUGUAUGCUUAGUGUAGCAACAAACACUAAAGGAAUCAAUAAAAUCACAUUUUUGUUGGUUUUAAAUGCC